GUCCAGCCCCACUGCCACCCCACCUGUGUGCCCACAAGCAGCCCCCCCUGUGCCCCCUGGUGCUCUCCCCCUCCACAGUGAGAACUGACACAACUCAUUACAGUGAUAGCCCAAGCACCCCAGGGUGCCUUUUGGCAGCACGUUCCCACUUGCAGGGGACAAGGCAGGUGCCAAGUUUGGCCCGUCACCAUUGCCCGCAGCUGACAGAAGGCAGCAGGGGGACCUUGCCCUACCUGGCUACGAGCCAUGCGUCUCCCGACUCCUAUAAAAGCCGGUGGCCCCAGGGGCACAGCCCUGUCCUGCCAGGAUGGCGUUCCUCUGGGCAGUCGUCUGCUUGGCCCUUGCCAGCACCGUCUCAGGCUGCGGGGUGCCCGCCAUCAGCCCCCUGGUGCAAUACAGCGAGAAGAUCAUCAACGGGCACAACGCUGUGCCCGGCUCAUGGCCCUGGCAGGUGUCCCUGCAGACCCGCUCGGGAUCCCACUUCUGUGGCGGCUCCUUGAUCAGUGAGGAAUGGGUCGUCACGGCUGCCCACUGCCAAUUCAACCCCUACUCCCACGUCGUCGUCCUGGGGGAAUAUGACCUCACCUCCAACUCGGAGUCCGUCCAAGUGAAGACCGUGUCCAGGGCCAUCACGAACCCCAACUGGAACCCCAACACCCUCAACAACGACAUCACCCUGCUGAAGCUCUCCUCGCCCGCCCGGCUGGGAGCCCGCGUCUCCCCCGUCUGCCUGGCACCCGCCAACCUGGCUGUGCCCACCAACCUCCAGUGCGUCACCACCGGCUGGGGACGCAUCAGCACCAGCUCCCAAGCCAUGGCCCCACGCCUGCAGCAGGUCGUUGUGCCCAUAAUCUCCCCGAGCCAGUGCAAGCAGUACUGGGGCAACCGGAUCACCAGCUCCAUGCUCUGUGCCGGCGGCGUUGGCGCCUCCUCCUGCCAGGGUGACUCUGGCGGACCUCUGGUAUACCAGAACGGAAACGUCUGGACCUUGAUCGGCAUCGUCUCCUGGGGAAACAGCAACUGCAACAUCCGCACGCCUGCCAUCUACACCCGCGUAAGCCAGUUCCGAAACUGGAUCGAAUACGUUGUUUCUCAGGGUUAGAGGCCGUGCCAGAGGAAUCCCUGUGCCGGGCGCUGCUCCCAGCGCGGUGAGCUGGGCAGAGCCAGCGAGGGCUGAGCUGGACACAAGGCACCCCACUGCGAAAUAAAGUGUCAGCAUUUGCUUGUGCCAAGCGCUGCCUCUGGUUCUUUCCUCUGGCAAUGCAGACUGGUGGAGAAGGCGCACGGGGGGUUCCUCUCCCAGCACCUCCCAGAGCCGGAGCUCAGUGCCCAGCUGGGGUGGAGCAGAAGGCAGGAGCUGAUGCGCAGGCAGAGGGGGAGCAGGGCUGGCUGCGGCUCCAGGGCUGCUCAGGGGGUCUUCAAGCACACAUAGGGUUGGAAGGGACCUCUGGAGAUCAUCCAGUCCAACCCCCUGCCAGAGCAGGGUCACCCACAGCAGGUGGCACAGGAACGCGUCCAGGUGGGUUUGGAAUGUCUCCAGAGACGGAGACUCCACCACCUCUCUGGGCAGCCUGUGCCAGGGCUCUGCCACCCUCAAAGCAAAGAAGUUCCUCCUCGUGCUGAGGCAGAACUUCCUAUGGUCAAGUUUGUGCCCAUUACCUCUUGUCCUGUCCCCGGGCACCACUGAGAAGAGCCUGGCCCC
Messenger RNA from Chroicocephalus ridibundus (black-headed gull), 1702 nucleotides. RefSeq names its product chymotrypsin like (gene CTRL). Gene Ontology annotation, molecular function: serine-type endopeptidase activity. Bases 308 to 1102 code for a protein of 264 amino acids. The transcript has 7 exons. NCBI's taxonomy places the organism in Eukaryota, Metazoa, Chordata, Aves, Charadriiformes, Laridae. Gene Ontology annotation, biological process: proteolysis. The record is from RefSeq and is a predicted model, not a curated record.